Rhinolophus ferrumequinum (greater horseshoe bat) is the source of this 807-nucleotide messenger RNA. RefSeq names its product myosin light chain 2 (gene MYL2). The coding region runs from base 70 to 570 and encodes 166 amino acids. The transcript has 7 exons. Gene Ontology annotation, biological process: muscle cell fate specification; heart development; cardiac muscle contraction. Gene Ontology annotation, cellular component: cytoplasm; myofibril. Gene Ontology annotation, molecular function: calcium ion binding. The record is from RefSeq and is a predicted model, not a curated record. NCBI's taxonomy places the organism in Eukaryota, Metazoa, Chordata, Mammalia, Chiroptera, Rhinolophidae.
UGUUCCAGCAGAGAACAGUGGACAGCCUGUGGGAUUCUUCUAGGGAACCAGUGCUGCGUCCUUUCCACCAUGGCACCCAAGAAAGCCAAAAAGAGAGCAGAGGGUGCCAAUUCCAAUGUGUUCUCCAUGUUUGAACAGACCCAGAUCCAGGAAUUCAAGGAGGCCUUCACCAUCAUGGACCAGAACAGGGAUGGUUUCAUCGACAAGAACGAUCUGAGGGACACCUUUGCUGCCCUUGGGCGUGUGAAUGUGAAAAAUGAGGAAAUCGAUGAUAUGAUCAAGGAAGCCCCAGGUCCCAUCAACUUCACGGUGUUCCUAACGAUGUUUGGGGAGAAACUUAAGGGGGCAGACCCCGAGGAGACCAUUCUCAAUGCGUUCAAAGUGUUUGACCCCGAAGGCAAAGGAGUGCUCAAGGCUGAUUACAUUAAGGAGAUGCUGACCACGCAGGCGGAGAGAUUUUCCAAGGAGGAGAUUGACCAGAUGUUUGCCGCCUUCCCCCCGGAUGUGACUGGCAACUUGGACUAUAAGAACCUGGUACACAUCAUCACCCACGGAGAAGAAAAGGACUAAGGGGGGGCUCACCGCCCAACCUGGGCUUGGCUUUGUGGGGGAGGGCGGUGUCCUCUCACUUCGCCCAGUGACGCCAUCCCUGCCCCUGGCCUGUUAGCUGGGUGGCUGCCUCAUUUAUCUACUUCCAUCUUCUUUGCAGCCUGGGUGGCUUAUAAAUAUCACGUGGCCACACAUCCUACACGUGGAAAUCCAUCCAGAGGGCAUGUUCAAAUAAAUAGGAGGUGGUGUCUUUGUUCA